This is a messenger RNA of Scylla paramamosain (green mud crab), 7383 nucleotides long. RefSeq names its product integrin alpha-PS2-like. Gene Ontology annotation, cellular component: external side of plasma membrane; integrin complex. Gene Ontology annotation, biological process: cell-cell adhesion; cell-matrix adhesion; integrin-mediated signaling pathway. NCBI's taxonomy places the organism in Eukaryota, Metazoa, Arthropoda, Malacostraca, Decapoda, Portunidae. Gene Ontology annotation, molecular function: integrin binding. The record is from RefSeq and is a predicted model, not a curated record.
GAAGUGAAGAGGAGACGAGGAAGAGAUGAGAAUGGAAAGAAGGAAAGCAAAAGAGUGUAUGAGUUUAUAAGGGAACUGAUGAAGAGGAGACGAGGAACGUAUGAAAAAUAGACGAGGAAUUCAUUAUCUUCUGCUACUUCUCCCUCGUUGCUCUGUCGCCAACACUUCCACAUCCCGCGUCGCCAGCCCCCCACACACACACACACUCGCACACAGCCACAUACGCUGACGUUCGCUCAGUCGGCUCCGUGCCUUCGUACUGGGAGGAUUAUCGCACAAGCCUCGUCCGUCUCCCUUUCCACGGUGCGACUCCCAGCUCUUUUCUUUUGCAUUGCCUCUGAAAACUUUUGAUCGUAAUGAGGGAAAAUUAAGUGGAGUGAUCAUAGUGGGGCAUUAACAAUUGCACGCCGCCCCUGCUGCAGGGCUGUGAGGGAAGGAACAACGUGGAAGAGUUGAAAUUACCGCGGAGAGCACAGCGGUAGAGCAAACACACCUCACCGCCGCCGCCUCCGUGCGUCAAGACACGAGGGCCGCCCUGCCUGUUGCUGCACCGGGCACUGUGGUCACCAAGUAUUGUAAUACACAGACACUGCAGUAUUCACUGUAACACUCAGACACUGUGAUCACGAGGCACUGUAAUACUGAGGCAUUGCGAUCACCAGACACUGUAUUACUCAAACACUACUACUGCGGCACUGAUCGCCACGCACAGCAACACUCGGGCACUGCAGUACUUAGGUGCCGUGGAGCAAAGAUAAGCCAUUCAUUGGAUAGUACACAAAAAUAAGUCUGAGACUAAAUACACCACAUCGAAAUUGACCUAACGAGACUGAAGAGGAAACACUCGGAGAUUUUGUGUUUCCGGAGUCUAGAAAAGUAAUGCAAGUCAAAGUUUUGAGUAUAUAAAGCAGUGUAAAGAGUCAAUGUAAAGAAAUAAAGAGAAAAAAAAAAGUCGUGCACAUAGAAUUUGAAUAUUUUUCGAGUUUUUGACAAUAUAUAAACAAAUUUUCAGUCAGCAAGAUGAUACGAGUCAAUGAACGGAACUGAGAGGAACAAAAAUACAUAUAAAAAAAAUAAUAAUUUCUGAGCAGUGAAAAAAAAAAAAAAGAAAAGAAAAUUCAGCAUGGUGAAGAUGCGAGGGUGUGUGACCAUGUGGGCGUGCGCGUGCGUGUGGGCGUGCGUGUGGGUGUGCGCGGCGGGCUUCAACGUUGACCUGAUCAGCCACGUGACCCACCACAGUGACCAGAGGGACUCGAUGUUUGGCUUCGCCGUGGCCCAACACAUGGACGCCGGCACUGCAAGGAUGCUGGUGGGGGCGCCCUUGUACGAUACAGAGCAGCGGGUGAGGGGCGUGAGGAAGGCAGGGGCUGUGCUGAGCUGUGACCCCAAUGUCCCUGACAGAUGCAGCUAUGUUCCUUUUGACACCAAUGGUAACAAUGUACAUCCCCUUGGACAACAACUGGACAACAAAACAGGACAGUGGUUUGGCGCCACCGUCAGGAGCUCGGGGCCAGACGGCGUGGUGGUGGCGUGUGCUCCCCGCUACGUUUGGUUCACGGAGAAUCUCAAGCGGCGGGAACCAGUGGGAACAUGUUACGUCGCAAGAAAAGCACUGACUGACUUCCAGGAGUUCUCGCCUUGCAGAACCCGUCACUGGGGUUACCACCGCCAAGGGUCCUGCCAGGCUGGGUUCGACGCCAUCAUCACUGAGAACGGCAAGAGACUGUACAUUGGAGCACCUGGGGCCUUCUAUUGGCAAGGACAGAUUCACUCGUACAACUUGGUAACACGCAGCGAGUACAACAGGACAUGGGAGGGCCCGGCUGAGGGAGACGACCAAUACCUGGGAUAUUCUGUGGCUGUGGGAGACUUCAACGGGGACGGAACUGAAGACGUGGCUCUCGGCGUUCCCAAGGGCCUGAACUAUACUGGCAAGGCCCUACAGAACCACCUAAGAAGAGAAGAAGAGGAGGAAGAGGAAGACACAGAAAAGGAGGAGGAGGAAGAAGAAGAAGAAAACACGAACACAAACAUAAGAAACAGAAGGAAGAGAAAAGGGAAGAAAAACAAGCGAAUGACAACAACAACAACGAAAACAAAAACAAAGAAACGGAAAGACAACAGAAGAAGAAAAAGGAGAAAGGAAGAACGACAGAAAACAAACAAUAACAGACACAAGCGAGAGGUAAGAAAGAAGAGGCAAGAAGAAGAGGAGGAGGGAGAAGAAAAAGAAGAAAGACUGACAUGGCAAGGCUGGUUUGAAAAGACAGGCUUCCUAUUUCUACCGGAGAAGGAGGAAGGAUAUCAAAGUUUAUCCUUACCUGAUUCCUUCACACCAGAGCGCCCUUCCUACGGUGCCUCGUCCUUAGCUAUUGGUGGCUUCAGCGGGGGUGCCAGCAGGAGGGAUGUGGCACUGGGCACUCCAAGGGGCCCAGACAAGACAGGGGCACUCACUGGGAAGGUGGCUCUCUUCACGGAACACCUGCGGCCAAUACAGAACAUCACAGGGUACCAGCUUGGGUCUUACUUCGGGUACUGUCUGGCGGUGCUGGACUUCAACAAGGAUGGCCUGGACGAUAUUGUGAUAGGAGCGCCCCUUUACACUGACUAUGAGGACAGGGAGAUGAAGUUUGAGGUCGGCAGAGUCCACGUGGUGCUUCAGAAUAGAUUGCACCGGUUCCGCCAGGUGGUGACCUUCACAGGAGAGGUCAGCCAGGGUCGCUUUGGCCUGUCCCUGACCAGCCUGGGGGAUAUCAACCAGGAUGGCAUUCAAGACAUGGCAGUGGGCGCCCCCUAUGGAGGUCCAGACGGCAGUGGCGCAGUGUUCAUCUAUAAUGGCUUUGAGAUCAGGAGUGGCGAACUCAUCUCCGAGGAACUCAAGAAGCCUAGCCAGGUUAUACUGGCAAGGGAUGUUGGUCUGGGUAUUCCGAUGGCAUCCUUUGGUUGGGCAUUGUCUGGGGGCCUGGAUGUGGAUGGCAACCAGUACCCAGACCUCUUGGUGGGCGCCACACAUGCCAAUGCCGCUGUGGUGCUCAAGUCGCGUUCCAUUGUGUCACUGGUCAACCACACCCUGACCUUCUUGUCAGAGGAGGAGAUCGACAUUGAAGUGACCUCAGCUGCCAACAGGGAAAAGAAUUGCAAGACUAGGUCAGGUCGUCUUGUGUCCUGUGUUGACCUGCAGUUUUGUGUUGGCUAUGGUGGCCUUGCUGUGCCCUUGGAAAUAGAGCUGGAGGUGAAAUAUCAGCUGGACGAGGAGGUGAAGGACCCACGGCUGUUCUUCAUGGUGACAGAUAAGCAGGGGCUGAGUGAGUCACUGAGGCUGGUGCGUGGCAGGUCCCGGUGCAGGGUACACAGGACCUAUGUGUCGCCUUCUGUGACAGACAAGCUGACUCCCCUGGGUGCCACGGUGAGGCUGGCACUAGUGGAGGGCCAGGAUGCCGCCCUCAGAGUGCCACGAGCCAUCAGGCCAAUCUUGAACCAGAAGCAGAAUCUGAGUAUGACGAACACCAUUGCCAUCAAGAACAACUGUGGCCCGGAUGAUAUGUGUGUGCCUGACCUGGAGUUGACCUUGAAUGCGCCAGACACCUUCACAUUCGGCAAGAAGGAGCAGCUGGAGGUGGUGGUGCGUGUCAUGAACCACGGUGAGGACGCAUACCAGGCCAGUGUGUUCCUACCUGAGCCACCCGGCCUGCAGUACAACAUCUUUGAGGCGCGUGACAACACCUCCGUCACCUGCUCCCCACGAUACUCCGGCAACACCACCAUACUUGUCUGCGACAUCGGCAACCCUCUCAAGAUGCAUACUGGGGUCCACUUUGCCAUGUUCUUCCAACCCCAACCCUCCACGCUGGCAGACGACCGCAUACAGUUUGAUGUGGUGGCCAACAGCACUAUCUCAGAGGCCGCCCACACUAGUGCCGACAACUUUGUGCAAAAGAUUGUGAUGCUGGGUGCUGACGUCAACCUGGUGCUGUACGGCUCCUCCACUCCUGAGAACAUCGCCUACAACAAGAGUCUGUAUAGCUUUGAGACUUACCAGCAUGAGGAUGAGUUGGGGCCGGAGGUGCUGCACAUCUUUGCUGUGUCCAACAAUGGCGCGUCCAGACUCACUGAGACAGAAUUUGUCAUCCUGUGGCCACUCAAGGCAGUCAAUGGAGAGAGUUAUUUGCUGUAUUUGUUGGAGCAGCCACACGUCACUGGGCCAGGAUCUUGUGCCUUUGUUCCUGACACCAAUCCCCUGCAGCUUGAGCUGAACCAAGAGACUUCCACAACAAGGCUCCUAAAACUUCAAAGUAGGGAGAAGGAGAAGGAGAGGAGGGAGGAGGAGAGGAUAACACUGGAAGAGGAAGGGAGGAUACUGGUGGAGGAGGAAAGGACCUACACUCAGUCUGGAGGAGGAGGAGGAGGAGGAGGAGGAGGAGGAGGAGGAGUGUUGCUGGAGGAGGAGGUUGGAGAGAGCAAGGAAACAUCUGGUGGAGGGAAAAAGGAAACUUAUUAUGAGGAAACAUCCUUUACAACUUACACUACUGGAGGAGGAGAAGGAGGAGGAGGAGGAGGAGGAGGAGGAGGAAGAGGAGGAGGUAACUACUCUUCCUCCUCUUCAACUUAUUCCUCUUCCUCUUCAUCAAGCAGGACAUUCACUUCCUCUUCCUCUUCUUCGUCAAAUUAUGGCUCCUCUUCUGGUUCUUCCUCUUCCUCUUCCUCCUCCUCCUCAUACGGGUCUUCUGGUCAUCUCAGUAGGAGGACGAGGGAAGUUGAUGACUCACAGGAUUGGGAAAGCAUGAUUAGUAACUGUGGCAUGACUCACUGCAUCAGGAUCCGCUGCACAGCCGGCCCCCUGGAGGAGCAGGACAUCGUGUUUGUGUAUGUGCGCUCACGCCUCGUCCUGGCCACGCUGCAGGAGUACCCCUAUGAUGACGUUAGCAUCACCAGUCGGAUGGUCGCCCCCGUGUCACCUCUCUUCCCUACGGUGUCAGUCCACGAGACCUUGAGGUGAAGACAAAGGACGUCACCACCCCUGUGUCUCCUGCCAAGUCCCUGGAUGAGGCCCCUGCUGUGCCCUGGUGGGUCAUCAUCCUGGCAGUGCUGGCUGGCAUCCUCAUCUUGCUGCUCAUCAUACUCAUACUGUGGAAGUGUGGUUACUUCAAGCGUCACCGGCCAGAGCAGGGUGGGAAGGCGGCGGAUGAUGCCCAGCCGCUCAAUCCACCCCAGGGGCGUAAUGGUCACCCCUGCAACCCUUACACCCGACCCAUGUACCCAGGAGAUGAGGCAUUAUGAUCCACUGUAACCUGUUAGGAGGGCUGAGGCAUUGAGAGUGUGUGUGUGUGUGUGUGUGUGUGUGUGUGUGUGUGUGUGUGUGUCAGUAUUUGUGUAUUUGUGUGUGAGGUAUUGAAGUUAGUGUGUGUGUGUGUGUGUGUGUGUGUGUGUGUGUGUGUGUGUGUGUGUGUGUGUGUGUCAGUAUUUGUGUAUUUGUGUGUGUGAGGUAUUGAGGUCAGUGUGUGUGUGUGUGUGUGUGUGUGUGUGUGUGUGUGUGUGUGUGUGUUCUGAAACAUUUUGCUCUCUCACCAUGACUAUUUUCCAAGGCCACAGAGAUGAUUAGCAAGGUUUUCAAGAGUGUUUCUCCCCUUAACAAUGUAGAAAUGUUAGUUUUUCUCUAGAACCAUAAAAAAAAAGCACACUUGAAAACCCAUGUCACUUCAGAUAGAGCCUUUUGAAAGUGGUGGAGGUCUGGUGUAGGAGCUGUGGUGUUUCUGAAUCUGUUCCAUUAAGUCAGUGUGUGUGUGUGUGUGUGUGUGUGAGACUCCUUAAGUAUACAUCACUGAAUUGUACUUAUUCAGAGAGAGAGAGAGAGAGAGAGAGAAAGAGAGAGGGGAGGGGGUGGGGAAAGGUAAAGAAAAGGAAGGAAUUAUGGAGAGAGAGAGAGAGAGAGAGAGAGAGAGAGAGAGAGAGAGAGAGAGAAAAUGAAAAAAAAAUCAAUAAAUACCAAAAACUUUAAGUCUUUAGCACUAACUUAAACUUUUCGCCCCCUUAAUUUUUUUUUUUUUUUUAUUUAAUUUUUCGUCUUUUUGUAUGUACAUAUAUAUGUUUUUUUUUUUUUCCCAGAAGCCAGCCAGCCAGUCUGUGCAUAACAAUAAUAAUAAUAAUAAUAAAAAAAAUGCUUUUCUUUAUUUUUUUUCUUUUUAUUUAUUUAUUUUUCUAACUUGAUUCAGCGUGUUGUUUACUUAAUUUUUGUUUGUUUGUUUGAUUGUUUCUCUGUAAAUAGUAUGUGUAAAUUUGUAUUAUAAUAUUUUACAUUAUUAUUUAAUUACACUUUAACAAAUAAAAAAUGUAUGUAACUGAAGAAAUUAUUGUGAUCCUUGGCCCAAAUCAUUCAGUACUUGCUAUGAACACUUCUGCCGCGCUGUCUUUGGUAAGCUUUUAUCAGUAAGUGUUGUGUUACCUGAAUGCGUAAUGUGUUGCUUGAAUGCGUAAAUUGUGACACAGCAGGUGAAAAGAGUGACAUUUACGUCAGUCGGGUGAAAAGCAUAUGAAUUAUAUGGGUUUCAAUGAAAGGGAAGGUGAAAAGAUGACAUUUAUAAUAUGGAAGGUGAAAAGAUGACGCAUUAUGACAGGUUGGGUGGAAAGGGUAGAUGGUGAAGGGGCAAGUGAAAAAGAUGAUAUUUAUGAUGCUUUUUAUGACAAGUUAGAUGAAAAAAAAUGACAGAUUUUGACAGGGUGGGUGAAAACAAUGAUAGCAUUAUAUGAGCGUGGCACUGUUGAUAAGCUAGAUAGCCUAGCUAGGAGAGCCCGGGCAGAGUCGCCACAAGAAGAGGAAGAAGACUCAAAAUGGACGGCUCGUGACAGCUAGGCGAGGCGGCGGCGAGACGAUGAGGUGACGUAAGGCUGGCAGUGGGACGAGGAGAUGGUGACGCGGGGCUUGGCGUAGGACAAGGCGGUGACGGGAAUCUAGUGGCGGCGAGAGGACGAGGUGGUGACGAGAAGCUGGCGGCGGAGAGAGGUUUGACGCAGCGAGAAGACGAGGGCAGUAACUGACGAACCAGCGAAGAUGUAGAUAGAGUCUUGUUGCUUGUAGUGUAGUGCAUGGACUGGGAACACUAGCAGUGGCGAUGUGCAAGAGGUAGUGGUGCAAUGGGUACCUGUACGAGGAGGGAACUUUAGUGGUGGGGACAGCCGCGCGGCGUGGUUGGCGUGGCAGGACAAGUGGUGGUGAGGGAGGCUUGGGUGGGUUUAUCCGCUGGGUCUCCCCGCUCCCCGUUCAUCACCCUUUGUCUUGCCAAGCUCUCCGCCACGCUGAUCCAUCCCACUGAGUACCUAGAAUUACUUAGACAUGAUUUAUUCCCUGUGUAUCUACGACUUAUCUCAAAAUAAACGUCAGAACUUGCA